Molecule: messenger RNA, 879 nt
Organism: Dovyalis caffra
Lineage: Eukaryota; Viridiplantae; Streptophyta; Magnoliopsida; Malpighiales; Salicaceae
Source: the annotation of a GenBank genome assembly
AUGAACAGCACCAACCGAGAAUCGCUGCCACUUUACCCCAUUAUCUCCUCACCAACAUCGAAACAAGCAGGCCCUUUUCAUAGAACAAUGUCAGAUUCGUUGCCUAGCACUUCCCAUCAUGCAUCAUCUCCAUCUCCACCGCCAUGCGAAGAGAGCUCGGAGAAAUGGGGGACUCCUGUCAUGGGGGCUCCUGCUGUUCCUACAUGCCAUCCAGAUAAUAAAAAAGCAGCCUUAUGGGGUGCAGCUGAUGAUGAAGCUCAGUACUUCCAUCAUCCGUACCUCCAGUACAGCCCCAUCGAAAAAUCAUCAGGUAGCAGAAAGGAAUCCGUUCUUCAAGUGUUUAAUUCUUGGGGCAACAAGGCUGAGACGAUGGCUCACAAUGUCUGGCACAACCUUAGGACUAAUUCAUCUGUUCCUGGAGCUGCAUGGGGCAAGAUGAACCUGACAGCUAAAGCAAUAACAGGAGGUGGAUUUGAGUCUCUAUACAAGCAGACAUUCACAAGUACUAAUCCAAAUGAAAAGCUAAAGAAGACAUUUGCCUGCUAUCUGUCUACAACUACAGGCCCAGUUGCUGGAACCCUUUAUCUAUCUGAUGCUCAUGCAGCUUUCUGUAGCGACCGUCCCUUAUCCUUCACAGCACCCUCCGGCCAGGAGGCUUGGAGUUAUUACAAGGUGAUGAUACCUUUGAGCAAGAUUGGCACCAUCAAUCCUGUAGUCAAGAGGGAGAAUCAGUCAGAGAAAUACAUCGAGAUUGUUGCAAUUGAUGGACAUGAUUUCUGGUUCAUGGGCUUUGUUAAUUUUGAAAAAGCAUCUCGGCAUCUAACAGAAAGUAUCUCGAGUUUUGUAGGAACCAUAGCAGCAGAGCCAAUUCUUGUAUAA